Aureobasidium pullulans EXF-150 is the source of this 534-nucleotide messenger RNA. RefSeq lists its product as uncharacterized. The record is from RefSeq and is a predicted model, not a curated record. NCBI's taxonomy places the organism in Eukaryota, Fungi, Ascomycota, Dothideomycetes, Dothideales, Saccotheciaceae. Bases 1 to 534 code for a protein of 177 amino acids. The transcript has 2 exons.
AUGUCGAAGCGCACUCAAUCCGAAACUCCCACCGAGGAUGGCGCCACCAAGAGACCUCGCCUCGACAUUCAAGAACAAAUCAAGCGCGCCGGUAUCCUCGCUGAGCAGCUGCGCAACACUGUCGGCAAGGAUAAUGUCGAGUCGAAGACUACCGCCGCCAACCAGAUUGCCAGUGAAGAGCUCGUCCGCAUCUUCGAGAGCCUGCAGGAGAAGACUGCCGACACCUCUGAAUCUGUCGAUCAACUCAUCCUCGCCCAAAUCAGGCUUGAGACCGGAAUCACGAUGAACUACAUUCAUACCAGAAGCGCUAAAUCUCAUCCUCUCGGCGUAGAGCUUGCUGAAUACCUGACUCCGGCCAGCUUCGGAGCCCAACAGGCAAUCAUUGAAGUCGUGCAGAAGAAGAUGGAGAAUGUCAGUUCUGGUGACUACGUGGCCAAGAUCAAGGAGUUCAUCAAGGAAGCUCUUCUCGAGAAGUUCCUUGAGGGAAUUAGCAAGAAGUUCGACGGCAUCAUUACAGGUCGCGUAUUCUACUAA